CGGUUCCGCGAUGAGCGUGUCCGCAACUCUCCUCCCCUCCACGGCACUCCGGGCCGGGGGCUGAUGUGCGUUGGCUUCUCUUGUCAGACGCUCGAGCUCAAGACCUCGCAGAUAAUUAAUCGUGACGGAUCAGUUACCCCCCCACCCCCCAUCCUCCUCCCCUCCCAUCAGCCUCCUCACCCGCUCCCACCCCUGUUUAAGAUUCCGCAGUUGACAAGACGGCGCGCUGCUCACCGCCGCAUCCCGCCCGCGCCUGACUUUUCUUUCUUCGCUGAAAACCUGGAUAUUGGAGGCUUUCUUUUCCACAAGUUUUUGAAUCGCACGAGGAGCUUACAAUGACCGCCGCCAAGGAGCAGCCGAACCAGAGGCAGAGUCAGCCGGAUGAGGAUCUAGGUGGUGGGAGUCCUCCUCAGAGGAACUGGAAAGGGAUUGCCAUCGCUCUGCUGGUCAUCUUGGUGGUCUGCUCUCUAAUCACCAUGUCGGUCAUCCUCCUCACUCCAGCUGACAGCCAAGCUGGAAGCAACACCAAACUGUCUGUCGAGGAUCUUUUCAAACCUGACUUCACGGUCCAUGACCCGGAGGCCAAAUGGAUCAAUGACUCUAAAGUCAUCUACAGAAACAGCGACGGCCACGUCAUCAAGUUCGACAUCCUUAAAAACGAAACAGAGAUUGUCCUGACAAACACAACAUUUAUAAAUUUCAACGUGGCCAAGUAUUCCAUCUCCCCUGAUCUGAAAUAUGUGCUCUUCGCUUAUGAUGUGAAACAGGUUUACCGCCACUCCUACAUGGCCUCCUACAGUAUCUACAAUAUUCACACACGCGAGGUUUGGGAGCUGGAUCCUCCUGAGGUGGUGAACUCGGUCCUGCAGUACGCCGCCUGGGGAGUGCAAGGCCAACAACUGAUCUACAUCUUUGAAAAUAACAUCUACUACCAAUCAGAUGUCAAGAGCAACUCUCUUCGGCUAACGUCGUCAGGGAUGGAAGGCAUCGUCUUCAAUGGGAUCGCCGACUGGCUCUACGAAGAGGAGAUUCUUCGGACCCACGUGGCACACUGGUGGUCCCCUGACGGAGAGAGGUUGGCCUUCCUGGUCCUCAAUGACAGCCUGGUGCCCAACAUGGCUUUGCCUCGCUUCACUGGCAUGACAUACCCCAAAGGGAAGCAAUACCCAUACCCCAAGGCCGGCCAACCGAACCCGGCGGUAAAGCUCUACGUUGUCAACUUGUACGGGCCGACGCACACGCUGGAGCUUAUGCCCCCAGAGACGCUCAAGCUACGGGAACAUUAUGUGACCAUGGUGAAGUGGAUCAGCAAGACCAAGACAUCGGUCAGGUGGUUGAACCGGGCCCAGAACAUCUCCAUCCUGACUGUGUGUGACACCACCACCGGAGCCUGCGUCACGAGACAUGAAGAAAGCUCCGAGCUCUGGCUUUCCAAGCAGAACCAAGAACCGGUGUUCUCCAAAGACGGCAGCCAGUUCUUCCUAACUGUGCCGGUCAAACAAGGAGGACGUGGGGAGUUCCAUCACAUCGCCAUGUUCACCACACAGUUCAGAGCAGAUCAAAAUGAAGUCCGACAUCUAACAUCAGGGAACUGGGAGGUGACCAAGAUCAUUGCAUAUGAUGAGAACACUGACAACCUUUACUUUCUCAGCACAGAGGGUUCUCCACGAAGACGGCAACUUUUCAGUGUUAAAACGGUGGGUCUGUUCCCACGGCGAUGUCUGACAUGUGAGCUGAAUAAAGCUCACUGUCUGUACUUUGAUGCCGACAUCAGCCCUGCAAACCAGCACAUUAUCCUCCGCUGCAAAGGUCCUGGAGCCCCCACUGUCAUCCUACAGAGCCUCAACAAUUCAAAUUACUACAUCCUCGAGAACAACUCUUUGCUAAAGGCUGCUUUGAUGCUCAAAAGGAUCCAGCUGAAUGACUUCAGAACUGUUCAAAUGGAACAUUUUGAUUUACCUUUGAAGAUCUCGUAUCCACCAGACUUCACUGAGUCCCGUCACUAUGGGCUUCUGUUGCUGAUCGACAGCGCCCCCGGUGGUCAGGCUGUGAGCGACCGCUUCUCUCUCGGCUGGGACUCGGUGCUGGUCAGCUCAGACAGCGUCAUCGUAGCUCGUCUGGACGGCCGGGGCAGCGGCUCCCAGGGUCAGAGGAUCCUGCACGAGGUUCACCACAGACUGGGAACUGUGGAUGUUCAGGACCAGGUCGCAGCUGUAGAAUUCAUGAAGAGUUUUCCAUAUAUUGAUCGGACACGGAUAGCAGUGUUUGGAAAGGGUUAUGGAGCGUACAUAACAUUAAUGAUGCUCAGGUCUACUGACAACCUUUUCAAAUGUGCGUGUGCAAUGUCGCCUGUGACUGACUGGAAGCUCUAUGCAUCGGCUUUCUCUGAGAGGUACCUUGGCUCGCCAUCACGGGACGACAGCAGGUAUCAGUUUUCCAGUGUGCUACAGAACGUUCAAGCGCUGCGGGAGCAGAAACUGAUGCUUGUGCACGGCACAGCAGAUGCCAACAUCCACUUUCAGCAUACUGCUGAGCUCGUCAAGAACCUCGUGAAAGUUGGAGCAAACUACUCAAUGCAGAUCUACCCAGAUGAGGGCCACUUCCUAUCUCAGCCGAGUCGCCAGCACCUCUACGGCACGCUGACCAGCUUCUACCGGGAUUGUCUGAAGGAAGAACUGCUACCGCUGCCUGACGAGGAAGAGGAGGAGGAGGAGUAG
Gasterosteus aculeatus aculeatus (three-spined stickleback) is the source of this 2717-nucleotide messenger RNA. It is a transcript of the gene dpp10, whose product is annotated as dipeptidyl peptidase like 10. Gene Ontology annotation, molecular function: potassium channel regulator activity; serine-type peptidase activity. Gene Ontology annotation, cellular component: voltage-gated potassium channel complex; plasma membrane. NCBI's taxonomy places the organism in Eukaryota, Metazoa, Chordata, Actinopteri, Perciformes, Gasterosteidae. The record is from RefSeq and is a predicted model, not a curated record. Gene Ontology annotation, biological process: regulation of potassium ion transmembrane transport; proteolysis.